AUCCUUUUUGGUGUCAUGGUGAUGGCAGGCGGCGCUUGCUCGGGCGUCCAAGAAAAGGAAAGGGGGUGGAGGCGCUAGCUGCUCGUUACCCAGUUAGAAGCCUGCGUACGCUCGGAAGGCGGGCGCUUGCUGUCGUUGCUGGGCUAAGGAGGAAUACCAAAUAGCCGGCAGAGACGGGUCAGGUCGAAGUGCUCCGGAAAGUGGGGAGGCGGCGCAAUGUCCCCAGCCACCUAAUAUGCCAGAGGGACGGUCGUGUGGAGGACAAGGAGGCGGUAGCAGUAGCUGCUGCUCCCGCCCCCAGUAGACUGGCAGCGAGGAGCGGGUGGACCGUUGUGACAGUUGCGAGCGCCUUCCCCGUCCUCCGCCCCCGGUGUUUGUCUGUGUGAGUCUCCCACGCGCCACCAGACAGUUGCUCGGCUGGUUAGUCCAGAGACCUGCCGGCGCUGCCGGUAUUGCCAUUGCUUGGCGUGUCCGUGCGCACACGCGCUCCCCCCCCCCAGUCCUUCCUUCCCUCUCUCACUCACUUACCAACCUACCCACCAGAGCCAUGCGGCUAUGCGGGGCGCUUCUGAAGAGCCCCAUCCCCAAACAGAUCGAGUACUACUCUCGCUUUUCCCCGUCGCCGCUCUCGAUCAAGCAGUUCCUAGACUUCGGACGUGAUAAUGCAUGUGAGAAAACAUCCUAUAUGUUUCUGCGGAAAGAACUUCCUGUGCGGCUUGCUAACACUAUGAGAGAAGUCAAUUUGUUGCCUGACAACUUGCUGAAUAGACCUUCAGUUAAGCUAGUCCAAAGUUGGUAUAUGCAGAGUUUUCUUGAACUUUUAGAAUAUGAAAAUAAAAGUCCUGAAGAUCCACAUAUCCUAGAUAACUUUUUAGAUGUCUUAAUUAAAGUCAGGAACAGACACAAUGAUGUUGUUCCUACCAUGGCUCAAGGAGUGAUUGAAUACAAGGAAAAAUACGGCUUUGACCCUUUUGUGAGCAGUAACAUCCAAUAUUUUCUAGAUAGGUUUUACACCAACCGCAUCUCGUUCCGCAUGCUGAUUAAUCAGCACACACUGCUUUUUGGUGGGGUAACUAAUCCUGCUCAUCCCAAACAUAUUGGAAGCAUUGAUCCUACUUGUAAUGUGGCUGAUGUAGUAGAAGAUGCCUUUGCAACUGCUAAGAUGUUGUGUGAACAGUAUUAUCAGGUAUCACCUGAGUUGGAAAUUGAAGAGUUCAAUGCUAAAGCACCAGGCAAGCCUAUUCAAGUAGUCUAUGUACCCUCACAUCUGUUUCAUAUGCUUUUCGAAUUGUUCAAGAACUCAAUGCGAGCUACAGUGGAGUUACAUGAGGGUAAAUGUGAAAGCUAUCCAUCAGUUAAAACCUUAGUCACUUUGGGUAAAGAAGAUCUAUCAAUAAAGAUAAGUGAUAAAGGUGGUGGCGUGCCACUCAGAAAAAUAGACCGUCUAUUUAACUAUAUGUAUUCAACUGCCCCCAGGCCUAGUUUGGAGCCAUCAAGAGCUGUACCUUUGGCUGGCUAUGGGUAUGGUCUGCCAAUCUCGCGUCUUUAUGCUAGAUACUUUCAAGGAGAUCUCAAACUCUACUCAAUGGAAGGUGUGGGUACUGAUGCUGUAAUUUAUUUGAAGGCUCUUUCCAGUGAAUCAUUUGAAAGAUUGCCAGUUUUUAAUAAGUCAGCCUGGCGGCAUUACAAGACCACUCCAGAAGCUGAUGACUGGAGCAACCCUAGCAGCGAACCCAGGGAUGCUUCCAAAUAUAAAGCAAAUCGAUAACUCACCAAUGUUUUCUAUCUUGGUGGUGACACUUGCAUUCAGAAACGAGUCUCUCCUUUGUUCCAAAUUCCAAAAUCCUGUAAUCCACACUAGUCAAUUGUUUCCCUAGAAAGAUCUGUUAUGGGACUGAAAUAGCAAGAACAGAGGGCAUUUUAAAAGACUGACAUCAUGCAUUUUUGGUGUGUGUUAUUCUAACAACUUUGCCAAAACAUGCUUGGUUAGUUGAGUCACAAGUGACAAAAGGGGUUGCACUGUGACUGCAGUUAGAUUAUACAAUUGUAUAGUAAAAGGGUACUAUUUUUUAAAGAUCAGUAAGAAUCUGUGAAAUUGUUUUGACUCCUUAUUUACACAGCAAUAUAUUGUAACAGACAUAUUCUACUGUAGCUGAAUGUGUGCUUAAAUUCACAUUGCUGCAUUUUUAUAUGAUAUAGUGUAACCCUUCAUUUAAAAAAAAACUAUGGGAGCUUUUCUGGUCUUACCACUAACAUCAGCAUACGUGCUUAGUUCUUCUAAACAUUACUGUGCUUUAAAGCUAUUCUUUCCACAAUUCUAAAAGCUCAUUUCUUCAGUGUUUACCAUACUUUCUUAUAAGGCACUGAAAUUUUCACUUUGCAGUAGCUAUCCUGAAGUGGGUUUUUUUUUUAAGUUAUGGGUUUGCAAAAUGUUUCUCUUAGUAAACCAAAAGUAAUAAAGAACAAUAACACAUUCA
This is a messenger RNA of Rhineura floridana, 2477 nucleotides long. RefSeq names its product pyruvate dehydrogenase kinase 3 (gene PDK3). Bases 548 to 1768 code for a protein of 406 amino acids. Gene Ontology annotation, molecular function: pyruvate dehydrogenase (acetyl-transferring) kinase activity. The transcript is spliced from 11 exons. Lineage: Eukaryota; Metazoa; Chordata; Lepidosauria; Squamata; Rhineuridae. The record is from RefSeq and is a predicted model, not a curated record. Gene Ontology annotation, cellular component: mitochondrion. Gene Ontology annotation, biological process: protein phosphorylation; regulation of glucose metabolic process.